GGCAUGUCGUGUCGUAGAGGAGCACCCCUCCAGCCCCACCCGGACAACUGUGCCUGGUACUUCAACUGCUCCAUGACGCCAGAUGCAGUGAUGGAGACCUUCUACAACGGCUUUAUCAUGGAAUGUCCAUACCCUCAGCUGUUCUCAGCGGAUACCAUGCAGUGUGAGGACUUCGAGGACGUUGAGUGUAGAGGGAGGGAAGAACCAAAAUCGCCAUGUGACUACCGCGCCAAUCAUUGUCACGAGACCUCACAUUGCAUCCCAUGCUGGGUACGUUAUGCCAGUUGCCUAGGGCAGGACGAUGGACUGAACGCAUGGCCAGAACUGGAAUGGAAGCCUUUCUUCGUGGAGUGCUACCAGGAGAGAACUGUGUUCCAGGGCGUUUGUGAUAAGAGUGCCGUCUUCUCCCCGCUCACCCGAGCAUGCGAGACUCCAUACAGCAUCCCACGACAACAUGGCGGAUGGAGGCCCAGCUGCGAAGGACGAAGAGACAAUGUCUACGCCGACGAAUACGGUAGAUGCGACGUGUACUACGCCUGCAAAGGAGAAAUGUUUACGGGAUUUUUCAGAUGCGACUCCGAACAGCUUUUCAAUCCAAUAACAAAGAGAUGUGAAGAUUCGGAGUAUGUCCCCUACCCAUGUGGCAACCUUGACAUGCCCAAUGUCUGCAAGGACAGACAAGAUGGACUCUUUCUUGACGCCUUUGGAAGAUGCACACACUACCUAGAAUGUACAAGAAACAAACUGGCUGGUGUAUCCAUGUGCCCGAAUGGAAUUUUCAACCCCGAGAAGCGUAUAUGCGACGUAUCUGGAGACAUUGUCAAACCCUGCGGGAAUAAAACAAACCCAUGCCUACGUUUAGAAGAUGGCUACCAUCCUUCUCCAGACGCGUCAUGUCAUAGUUACAUACAGUGUGAUAGAGGGUUCUUUGUCGCUAAAUUUCAGUGUGAAAAUAACUUAGUCUAUAAUGAAGCUCUCAAAAUAUGUGAUGAUGUUGGUAGUACGUCGCCCCCUUGUGGCAUCGCGCCUCCGUGCAACAGUAAAACCGAUGGAUUAUAUCCAGCGCUCAACAAAGGACUUCAGUAUUUCUACGAGUGUAAGAACAAUGCCUUCAUCACCUACAGACAGUGUAAUCUGGACCAAGGGGGACUUCUCUUCAGUUCUAAGAUGACAAGAUGUGACCUACCUGCCAGCGUGUGUCAAGACUUAUACCAAGCUGAGCUCAAACAGAGAUGUUUCUAAGCAGCAGCGCCGUUGUUAUUCUCGACAUCGUCGACUAAACACAAUCUACAAUCAAGGCCGGCUUUGGAUUCAACACACUCAGAUGGAUGAAACGUCUUAUAUAAUUAGAGCGUUGGUUAAUUGAGUGCCCUUGAUAUUAAGGCUGAAUGUAUUUGAAUUAGAUCGAGUGAGGAUCCUUGUAUGUCAUUACCGGUACAUUAACCCUGUGUUGAAAGAUGCGAUGUUCAUGAUUGAUGUUUAUGCAGCCACUCAGAAAGAAUUGGUGUUGUCUCGCAAUAAUUUCACGAGAGUGCGAACGUUUUCCUUCUCUUAAUCCUUCGAUAGGGGAUUACAGUUUCAGAUGGUUUUAUUUAAUACGCCAAGGUGACAUUAUGGUUUUUGUUCUGAUCCCCGAAUGAUCCUAAAGAGACCUGACAAUAAUCUUAAAUUAUUUUCUGGCAUGCUAAAGUCGGUUCCAGUUCUGGAGUUAUUUUCCGUUUUGAUGCUAUACUGUUUUAUGUAACCCGAUCUGACACCGAGCAAUGCUGUUCGCGAAUAUACAUUUACAUUCGUUUGGUACAAUUUGAACUCAGUUUGAAGUGGUUGAGAAAUCGAAAUUUAAAAUCCAAGAAAUUUGAGGAAUUUAGAUAAAAUUCAAUUUCGACAUUCCGACCCAUUAUUCUUGAGGUCAUCAGCUGAAGAAAAGUGUUCACAUAUAAGGCCAUCAAAUAUUUGUCAGAAACAGCGUAUUUUGAAAGCGCCAAGGUGACAAAGUUAUGUUAAAGUAUUAGGCACUAGGGAGAAAUCAGUGAUAGGAAAUUCAGUUCACGCUGGAGACUAAUCAGUCUCGAAUAUCUGAAUCGACGUAUCAUAUUUAGCGACGUUUCAUAUUUAGCAAAUUUCUCUUAAUGACUGCCAUGGAAUUUCUGAAAAGACAUAACUAGGCUGUUAAUGGCGAAACCGUGAUUAGAAAGCUUAGUUGUAGGCAAAAUAUUAAGAUACUCUUUUGUUAAAAUCCGAACAAAAUUGAUAGUGAAAGAAAAACUAUAAAAACAAAUAUUUACCGGAAAAUAGACCAAGACGUAUCGAUGUCCUUGGCCGACCGUUUUAACUUAUCCACACAACCAAAAACAUUUAAAACUUUUCAUAAACCUAAUGUAUGGAUACCUUUUAUGAAUAUUACUUUAUUUGUGUUCUAAUACAAAGCGAUUUGGAACACCAACGUGCAAUGUAGUUUCUAGUUGUAUAUAUGUGAUUGGUCUUAUUUCAGGUUUUGUUGUAUUAUAUAUAUAUGUACUCAGUGCAAUCAGAUCUGUCUAAUAUAUGUAAAAUAUUACCAUGUAUUAUAUUAUACUUUUGUACUGUAUAUGCAAAAUAUCAGUAUCGUCUAUUCUUAUCUACACCAUCUAUGACAUGUUGAAAUGUAAAGAGCAAUGCUUUCUUAAUAGGAGAUACAUCAGAAUACAACAUCGUUCAUGACCUCAUGACUAUUUGUACUGUCAGUCAUUUUGUUUAAAUAACUAUCAUUAAUAAUAUCGUUUGUAAAUAUACGUUAUUUUGUAAAUAGUAUCCUUAAUUUGUACUUAUGUAUUUCCUAUUGAUGUCAAUAUAAUAUAC
This is a messenger RNA of Haliotis rufescens (red abalone), 2838 nucleotides long. RefSeq names its product chondroitin proteoglycan 2-like. Lineage: Eukaryota; Metazoa; Mollusca; Gastropoda; Lepetellida; Haliotidae. Gene Ontology annotation, molecular function: chitin binding. The record is from RefSeq and is a predicted model, not a curated record. Gene Ontology annotation, cellular component: extracellular region. The transcript is spliced from 3 exons. The coding region runs from base 4 to 1242 and encodes 412 amino acids.